Messenger RNA from Homalodisca vitripennis (glassy-winged sharpshooter), 1497 nucleotides. RefSeq lists its product as uncharacterized. Lineage: Eukaryota; Metazoa; Arthropoda; Insecta; Hemiptera; Cicadellidae. Bases 1 to 1497 code for a protein of 498 amino acids. The record is from RefSeq and is a predicted model, not a curated record. The transcript has 4 exons.
AUGGCUUACAGACCUAGUGAUUCUGUUCUUUUAAGUUGGAUAGAAGAAGAGUACGAUGUCGCUACUGAUGAAACUUUUGCUUCUGGCUGUGAAAGUGACGCUACUACUGAAAAUUCUCCACAUCAUACUGAUACGGAGCAAUCCAACGAUUCUGCUAGUGAUGAAAGAGCCAAUCUCCCAAUUUCUGAACCACCUAACCCUCCAAUUCUUCAGUGUAUACCUUCCAGAACCACAUUGCAGCCCUCAAGUCAGCAUAGAAGCCAGAAACGUCCACCUGCAACAGCUACAAUGCAGCUGUCUGGAAUCCAAUAUACUGGAAAGGACGAGCAUACUAAUUGGGCUAUUCGGUUCGAUGACAAGGGAACUCGAAAUGCUCGUAAAAAAAUUGACAACCUGGCUUCAAUCAGAAAGGUUUUUGAGAGUUUCGUCAGUAGUUGUAAUUCAAGUUAUACACCUGGGGAAUACCUAACAAUAGAUGAGAAGUUAGAGGGUUUUCGCGGAAGAUGUAUGUUCCGCCAGUAUAUCAGCAGUAAACCUGACAAAUAUGGAAUUAAAAUUUAUGCGAUGGUUGAUGCCAGAACCUUUUUUACAGUUAAUAUGGAAAUUUAUCCUGGUAAACAACCAGCCGGAUGUCCUUACCCUACAGACAAUUCUGCAGCCGCAGUCGUAAAGAGAAUAUUCCGACCCAUUGACAAAUCUGGCAGGAACAUUACUAUGGAUAAUUAUUUUACUUCAGUUCCACUUGCCAAUGAUCUGUAUGCUAACCAUAGGACAACAAUAGUAGGCACAAUCAGAAAAAACAAGCCUCAAUUACCACCAGAAUUUUUGAAUGUCAAGGAAAGACCAGUUGGAAGCAGUAUGUUUGGAUUCGGCAAAGAACCUAAUAAUACUUUGUUAGUUUCAUAUGUGCCCAAGAAAAAUAAAAAUGUUCUUAUGCUUUCCACUCUACAUGAUGAUGAUACCAACGACCCUGAAACCGGAGAUGACAACAAACCAGAAGUCAUUACUUUUUAUAAUUUAACUAAAGGAGGUGUUGAUGUUGUUGAUAGGAAGAAAAAAGACUAUAGUGUCAAAAGAGUCAACAACAGAUGGCCUCUAGUAAUCUUCUGUGGUCUUCUUGAUCUGGCUACUGUCAAUGCCCAGAUCAUUUAUUUCUCAAAUACGGGAGAUACAAUUCCAAGAAGAAAAUUCAUCACCAAUCUUGCAAUGGACCUGGUCAAACCACAUCUUUUGAGACGUGCCUCAGUCGAUGUGCUAUCAAUUGGACUCAGACAGUCAAUCAAAAACGUUCUUGGCCAAGACCUUCCUGUCAGGAAUGAGAGACAAGAAACAUUCGGGCGGAAACCAAGGUGUGCCUACUGCCCCGUUCGAAAGAACCGAUUUACCUCAGUCUGCUGUGUGGAGAGCAGCGCUUAUGGCCACCUGUGUGUACCGUAUCGGGUGCUGUUGUGGGCCGGAGUCAUACCCAUCGACAUCCCGGCGUUGAGAGACCGAUGA